CCACUGUCAACAGUCGACGUCAACAUCAUCGCCAUGCUCGUACCCCGCGUCCUCGGGGCAUCGAUGGGGCCCUCGCGCGCUGCGCUAAUCGGCAAUGUCGGCCUGGGGCUCGGUAGCCGAAAGCUCUCGCUCAUGGCGCCGGCUGCGGCACGCUCAGCGCUCGUCGCGACGCGCUUCCCCUCUGCCCAGCUGCGAUGGCGGUCGACCACGCCCGCUCGCGUCGGCCCAAAGAUGACCGAGCAGGAGUGGCCAUGGUACCCCGUCGAGCCGCCAGUCCACAAGGGCACGGUCGAGACGGAGCGCGUCAUCUACUCGCGCCCUUCGAGCGGUAACCCCCGCGCGGCGUGGGCUUUCGUUAUCGUGUGGCUCUGUGGCGUCUCGACAUGGUUCAUUAUGCCCACUCCAAGCGAGGCUAUCUCGGCGGGCCAUCUUCCUGCCCGCGUGGACAAAACCAUCAUGGGUCUCCCCGAACCGACGUUCUGGGAGAUGACCAUCAGCGGUAUGGUCACGGUUACGACCGUCGGUCUUGGUCUGGUCUUCUUCCUCCCCACGCGUAUCAUCACGAGGCUUUCGCUUAUCCGCUCGCGUGCGGCUGACGCGGCUGCCGGUGCGGCCAAGCCAAAAACGUUCAUUCGCCUCCAUCACGUCGGCCACGACAUGGCCUUUGGGCCAAUGAAGAGGUUCCGCGAUCUCCCCCUCGACAAGGUGCACAUCAACCUCAUCAUGGGAAAGCCCGACAAGCACGGUCUUAGGGUCCGCAGCGAGUGGCUCAGCCUCCGUGUGGCACCGUCCAAGUCACUCUUGGACCGCCGCGCGUACCGCAUGGACUUCCGGGACACGCCGUCGCUCCAGUUUGAGACAGGAGAGGUCAUCCUCUCGACCAAGCGUAUCGAGGACGUGUUUGGCCCCCUCAAGCCCACUUGGGGUGAUGCCAACCCGAAACCGGCGCCGAAGAAAAAGUGACCAGGGGUCACACAGUAGACAAGUAUACAUUUCAGUAUAGUGCAGAGGGCACCGCAUGAACCAGCAUUGCAUAGGG
Molecule: messenger RNA, 1039 nt
Organism: Vanrija pseudolonga
Lineage: Eukaryota; Fungi; Basidiomycota; Tremellomycetes; Trichosporonales; Trichosporonaceae
Exons: 3
Coding region: 34-963 (309 amino acids)
Source: RefSeq, a predicted model, not a curated record